Coturnix japonica (Japanese quail) is the source of this 2153-nucleotide messenger RNA. RefSeq names its product adrenoceptor beta 3 (gene ADRB3). Lineage: Eukaryota; Metazoa; Chordata; Aves; Galliformes; Phasianidae. The record is from RefSeq and is a predicted model, not a curated record. Gene Ontology annotation, molecular function: beta1-adrenergic receptor activity; epinephrine binding; beta3-adrenergic receptor activity. Gene Ontology annotation, biological process: adenylate cyclase-activating adrenergic receptor signaling pathway; positive regulation of heart contraction; norepinephrine-epinephrine-mediated vasodilation involved in regulation of systemic arterial blood pressure. Gene Ontology annotation, cellular component: plasma membrane.
GAUAGAGUCCGACGUCGGUGCAGCCUCGACGGCGGUGGCCGCCCCGAGCCCCGCUCCGACCCCGGCAGCCGUGGAGCGCACGUGGGGUAAAGGAGCUCACGGAGCGGGACCGCCCCCCCCGCUGAAGCGAUGACCCCGCUUCCCGCAGGCAACGGCACCGCCUGGGGGGCGGCCGUCCCCGGCAUCAUCCCCAAUUGCAGCUGGGCCGCCAUCCUGAGCCGGCAGUGGGCGGUGGGAGCCGCUCUGAGCGUCACCAUUCUGGUCAUUGUGGCCGGCAACCUGCUGGUGAUCGUGGCCAUCGCCAAGACUCCGCGGCUGCAGACCAUGACAAACGUCUUUGUCACCUCGCUGGCUUGUGCCGACCUCAUCAUGGGCUUGUUGGUGGUGCCACCGGGAGCCACCAUCCUGCUGAGUGGCCAUUGGCCCUAUGGCACGGUGGUGUGUGAGUUCUGGACCUCUCUGGAUGUGCUUUGUGUGACGGCCAGCAUCGAGACCCUGUGCGUCAUCGCCGUGGAUCGCUACCUGGCCAUCACGGCACCGCUGCAGUACGAGGCGCUGGUGACCAAGGGUAGAGCGUGGGCUGUGGUGUGCAUGGUGUGGGCCAUCUCUGCCUUCAUCUCCUUCCUUCCCAUCAUGAAUCAUUGGUGGCGGGACGGGGCGGACGAGCAGGCGGUGCGCUGCUACAAUGACCCACGUUGCUGUGACUUUGUCACCAACAUGACUUACGCCAUCAUCUCAUCCAUUAUCUCCUUCUACAUCCCCCUCCUCAUCAUGAUCUUUGUCUACGUCCGUGUCUUUGCUGUGGCCACACGUCACGUCCAGCUCAUAGGCAAGGACAAGGUGAGGUUCCUGCAAGAGACCCCCAGCCUCAGCUCCAGGGGUGGGAGAUGGCGGCGGCCCUCCCGCCUGUUGGCCAUCAAGGAACACAAGGCUCUCAAGACCUUGGGCAUCAUCAUGGGCACCUUCACGCUCUGCUGGCUGCCCUUCUUCGUGGCCAACAUCAUCAAGGUGUUCCGCCGGCCGCUGGUGCCUGACCAGCUGUUCCUCUUCUUCAAUUGGUUGGGUUAUGUCAACUCAGCCUUCAACCCCAUCAUCUACUGCCGCAGUCCUGACUUUAGGAGUGCUUUCCGCAAGCUGCUCUGCUGCCCACGCCGCGCCGACCGCUGGCUGCAUGCCGUCCCUCAGGACCCACAGCACUGCUCCUGUGCCUUCAGCCCCCAGGGGGACCCCAUGGAGGACAGCAAGGCUGCGGCCCCUGGGCGGCCUGGGGAAGACAGUGAGGUGCAGGGGAGCAGCAGGAGGGAGGAGAAUGCCCCAUCCCAUGGUGGUGGCCACCAGCAGCGGCCGCUGGGAGAGUGCUGGCUGCAGGGCACACAGACCACACUGUGUGAGCAGCUGGAUGAGUUCACCAGCAGAGAGAUGCCGGUGGGUCCCUCGGUCUGACUGGGAGUGGAGCAGAGCAGGGAGCACUAUGUUGGGAUGGAGAUGCUGCAUGGGGAAGGAGGAGUGACACUGAGGAUGACAGCGCUGGAAGGACCCUCUGGUGCAUGCACCCACAUGGAGAGCAAAGGGGCUCCUUUGGUGCUGGAGAGAUAAAGGCAGCAGCAAAAAGAUCCUGAGCCCUUCACAAUGAGGUUCUGUGCAGCAACACAGCUUCUGGGAAUGGGGACACACUGCCAUGGGACGUGGUGACCAGCAGCUCUGCUUGCCUAAGGACCCCAUCUUCCUGGGUUGUGUAGUUGGCAAAGGGAAGGAGGGUCUCCUGCUGGCAUGAGACCUCUCCAUGAUCUGCACUGGGUCUGUAGUGAGCUCUGGGGGCCGGGUGUGAUGCUGGGAGCCACAGCUGUACCCUCAGCAAGUGGAAAUCACAGGCGUGAGAGGAGCAAGGGAGAAAGCGUGCUGCAAAACCCCAGAGCCCUGCACGCUGCUGCGGGUGCUGGUGCUGGCGCUGGUGAUGCCCAGCUCUUGCUUUGAAGCUCCUGUGUGCUGUAGGAACAGGGGAGCAGACAGCAGCACCGAGGGUGCUGUGCGUACACAAAUGGUUUGUGACCGCAUCGCUCCACCUUGCUGGGAAUUCGGGGAUGAUAUCGGUUGUAAAAUGUGUGUGUUACGGUGACUGUAACGUUUUUGUGUGAAAUAAACCUUGGGAACCA